Messenger RNA from Colletotrichum lupini, 1008 nucleotides. RefSeq lists its product as uncharacterized. NCBI's taxonomy places the organism in Eukaryota, Fungi, Ascomycota, Sordariomycetes, Glomerellales, Glomerellaceae. The record is from RefSeq and is a predicted model, not a curated record. The coding region runs from base 1 to 1008 and encodes 335 amino acids. The transcript has 2 exons.
AUGUAUUGGAAGGUGGUUGUCACCACGGCGGCGCUGGCCUCGCGCGCUUGCGCCGAGAUUCGCCCGCUAUCGAUGGAUUCCGCAAUCGAGGUUCGCGCGGUCGACGUGUUGGAACGAAGCUACGAGGAUGUCGCAAACCGAUACAUCGAGAAGCGACAAAGCUCCAUGGUGGACGCAGAGUGGGUUUCGAGGGCGACUGAAGUUACGCUGAACAACGACGGCACCAUCAACAUGACAGCUUGGGAGCAAGCGACGUCGGCAAAGUGCACCGACGCCCUUUCACAUCUCGAUCAGGCCUCGAACCCGUCCGGAACCUGCAUCUGCUACAACUUGCCGAGUCUGAACGCCCAAACCGGUGUCUUUGAAGCCGACCUGCGGUUGUUCAAGGUCUCUGAGCCAAACAAUGCCUUUGCUGGUAUCCCGCCACAGAAUAUCCAGGUCGGGCUUUCAUUCAACGGAGCUUCCGUCUCGCCAGUCAGCGCCAGCAAAAUCGGCAGCUCCACUACUAAACGGGAUCUCAGCUUUGAGGUUCCGUGGACCGGCCUGCAAAAACGAGUCGUCACGCCACAGGCCCUGCAAACAUACCUGUUCGUCGGACAGAUUGACCAGAGCAGAAUGGUGGCACCAAUGUCACAAUUUGAAGCACUCGUCAUGCCGACCCUCACGCUUACCGGCGUCAACGCCGCCGGCCAGACCGUCAGCACGAACGUCUCCUCGAACGAGGCUGCUUUCCUCACUGGUGUCUUCUCCAAAGAAAUCAUCAAAUCCGACCUCGCCGUUGCCCAAGCUGCCGUCGACGAAGUAGUGGCUCAACUGAAGAACGGCACUGUCGCUUUCGUUCUCCCCGGUGUUCAGCUGAUGAUCUUCCCCGUCGGUCUGGUUGUCACCAGCACUUGGCUCCUCAUCGGACUGGCUUUUUACGGAUUCGGCACCUAUGAGCGCAUCGGCUACGCGGAGAGCUACAGGAGAAGACGGGCUAUCGCAGGCGACACAGCCAAGCGUAUAUAA